UCCAUGUGUUGCUACGUCACAGGACAUGUUUGAUAAAGAGUUUGUUCGCCAGGGUGAAGUGUAGUGAAGUGUAGAUAAUGUGUUUAAAGACAUUUUACAUAGAAGUACAAGUAGUUUUACGUAAAGUGCACUCCCGUAUUGACUGACGGGCUUCACUUGUGACAGUGAAGCGUUAGCUGGGUCACUGAAAGCCACAGAGGAAUCAGGAAAUGUGAGUGAUCUCCCUCCUCCUCCUGUGGUCGAUCACUUUACGAGAGUUAUGUGAAGGAAAAGAACCGAUCAUAUGAUGACGAGCCUCAACAGGCCGCUCACAUCUGUAGAUCAGAGCUGGUUUUAGUGAGUGCUGAGUCUCCUGCAGGUCUGACGGUGACUGACUGAGCGACAUGGAUCUCAGCUGUCAGGACUGGAUGGCAGCGUUACCCGAGGAGCUGUGGGACAUUCCUCUGACAGACCUGGCCAUACCUGGAAGCCAUGAUGCCAUGAGUUACUGCCUGGACAUUAACUCCCCCCUGGUCAGGUCUGAGUCAGACUUUUUCCGGCUCCUAGACAGACUUUUCUUCUGCUUUACAAGACCUGCCAUUUUUAAAUGGGCCACCACACAGGAUAAAAGCAUCGAGGAGCAGCUUUCGAUGGGGAUUCGAUUUUUUGAUCUCCGCAUUGCACACAAACCCAACGAUCCAUCCAGUGACCUGUAUUUCACACACGUCAUUUACACACAUUUAACAGUUUUGGAAACGCUGUUGUCUGUGGCCACCUGGCUGGAGUCUCAUCCUAAGGAGAUUGUUAUCCUCGCCUGCAGCCAUUUUGAGGGAAUGGACGACAGAUGCCACGAAUCUUUCAUUUACUCCCUGAAGAAGCUGUUUGGCUCAAAACUCUGCCCCAGGAAGGAAUCAGCCCUGACCUUGCGGAGUCUGUGGGCAUCUGGUUACCAGGUCGUCCUGUCCUAUGAGUCCCAGACUGCAGCGAGACAUCGGGAGCUGUGGCCUGACAUCCCGUACUGGUGGGCCAACCAGCACACAGCAGAAGGAGUGAUCAGUCACCUGGACUGGAACAAAGACCUGGGGCGACCAGAGGGCUUCUUCGUCGCCGGCCUGAACCUGACAGCUGAUAGGUAUUACAUCACCACAAACCCAAAGCAAUCCCUGCGGACGCUGACUUUCAGUAACUGGGAGUGUUUGAAGAACUGGCUGGAGGAGCAGACCCCUGGGUCGGACCCCAGGAGCCUCAACAUCAUCGCAGGAGACUUUGUGGGGCCGCUUCCGCUCUGCUCUCUGGUCAUCGCACUGAACCAAAAACUUAUACGGAAAAAUGCCAGUCAGAUAAAAAAACAUUAUAAGCUGUGAUUUUAUUCCACAAGGGCUGAUGCCAAAUUAGCUACUGUAUACCUCAUUUUCUCUUUUCUGUAUUUCAGUCCAUUUCUAUGCACUUUUGUCCACACUUAGAUUUUUAACUGGACGUUUCUGCAUUUCCUACACUCAUUUAAGUUGUGUUUUAAUCCCAGGACAUUCUGUAUGUUUUGAAUCUACAGCUCUAAUGUGCAACAUGUUUACAAGAAUGAAUGUCAUUCUUUUACAAAAUUGUAUUUUCAAGUAUUUUAAUAUACUGUACAACACAUACAGUUGUUUUUUUAAAGCCCUUUAUGGUACAGUAAUUCAUUUGGAGCUGCAGUCCUGAAGGAGGAAGGAUCGCUCCCCUCCUUACUAUCUGCCUGUGAACAGUUUCUUGUAGCGUCCAUAAGCAGCGGUGCUGAUGAUGACCUUGACGACAGCUGAGCCGUCGUCUGCAUCCACCUGCACGUCCUGAACGGUGGCCUCUUUGUACAGCCAACUGUGGAUGAAGAUGCACGUUUACAGUGGAUGCUUUGGUUAUUUUACAACAUAGAAACACAAAGAGAAAACAGACCUCACCUUAACUGAGGAGUGCUGAGGUUGACUUUGAGAUCUAAAAUGUGUUUUCCAGUAGAGUUUACAAUCUCUCCUUCCACCACUUUCUUCAGCUCGUCCAGUCCUCGCUCUUCCAGGGCAGAUAUGGGCAGUGCGUUGGGCUCUGCAGAUUGAUAGCUGAGAGGGAAAACGGACGAAACGUUUUUCUAUCAAAGACUCAAACAAGAACUAGCUAAAUCCCAUCUACAUAAAACAGUAGGUCAGUAAAAUGAUGAAUGAAUGAAUUUCUUAAUGGUUUUGAGUGCAGAUAAAUAUGGUAUUAUCUGUCCUACAUUCAGUUGCUUAAGUCAAAUAUAUAAUAUGUAACUUUCCUGCAUUAAAAUGUCUAAAAAUGA
Messenger RNA from Lates calcarifer (barramundi perch), 2278 nucleotides. It is a transcript of the gene plcxd1.2, whose product is annotated as PI-PLC X domain-containing protein 1. Gene Ontology annotation, biological process: lipid metabolic process. Gene Ontology annotation, molecular function: phosphoric diester hydrolase activity. The record is from RefSeq and is a predicted model, not a curated record. Bases 384 to 1343 code for a protein of 319 amino acids. The transcript has 6 exons. Lineage: Eukaryota; Metazoa; Chordata; Actinopteri; Centropomidae.